AAUUUCAAUAACUUUAACUGUUUGAAUAUUGAAUUUGUGGAUUCCCUGUAUGCAAUUCCAGUAAUGACUCUUAUGGCUCUUUUCUGCAGAAGGAAGAUUGGAUUUAAAUAUGUUUUGCAGGCACUACCCCACACUUCAAUACAGUAUGUUAGCUAUGGAACGAUCAGUGAAUUAUACUAAAUAUACAUUGCUUUUUGAUUUAGAAAAUCCUUCACUUUGUGUAAAAUAGAAAUACGUUUAGAUACUUUAGCCUUUGUAUCAUUAAUAUGUGAUUUUCUUGACAAAUGUUCAUCAAUCUUAACACCCAAAAACCUGAUCUCCUUUGUUCUUUGAAUCUCAACUCCUUCGACAUAUGAGGCAUCCACGCUUUUCUUACUACUACUAAAAGUCAUACAUUUAGUUUUACAAGUAUUCAAGGAUAAUCUAUUUACUUCAAACCAUCUUUUAAUUUUGAUUAAUUCGUUUUCAGCCACCUCUAACACAUCCUUUAUAUUUUGUCCUGAAUAAAAAAGGGUUGUAGCGUCCGUAAAUAAAACACAUUUAAACAGUUUGGAAACUAUGAUAAUAUCAUCGACGUGCAUGAGAAAUAGUAUUGGUCCAAGGACCAAUCUUUGUGGUACUCUACAGCUGACGUAAUGUAAGGCAGAUUUCCAAUUGUUAACUUCCACAAACUGUUUUCUGUCCUUCAGGUAACUUUUGACCCUCCCAUGAGCCACUCCUCGUAUUCCAAAUUUGUACAAUUUGUCCAAUAAUAUUUCAUGAUAAAGUGUGUUACUUUGCACCCUCUUGAAAGUAUGCCAACUCUUGACUAUACCAAUAUUUAGCAUUUCAAGAUUCAUACUACAUUUCAGUACAUCAUCCACUCUUGAAAUUUCAAACCCUUUUAACGUUUAAACUGUUUUAACCUUUAAACCAUGUCUACAUUCCACUUGCAUUUCAGUUUGUUGACAGCUCUUCAACAUUCAAAUCAUUUCAACUUUCAAACCAUUCCUGCAAUCAAAGUAUUUCUACAUUCAAACCAUGUCUACAUUCAUUGUACCUUCCAUCAGCAUUUCAAUUUAGCUUCAGCAUUGGAUCAUUUACCGGUACACACAUUUUCUUCAGAAAUUCCUUUAUCUAGUUAUCUGUGUUGGCCCUGUGAUGAGGUGGCGACUUGUCCAGGGUGUAUGCAGCUGGGAUAGGCCCCAGCCACACCCCGCGACCCUGAGAGGGACAAGCAGUAGAAAAUGGAUGGAUAGUCUAUAAGACACUCCCACAUAGUGACAACCAACCCUAUCACAGGAAUGGCUGUCACACAUUAUGGGGGUUGGUUGGCACUGUUAUUUAAUGGGAACAAUCUUUUAAAGAAGACAGGACUAAAAUAGAAAGUCAAGAGACAAGUUCAUAAAUACAUAACCUAAAAGGCAGAAAAGUUACACAUAAAAUUACAUUCACAUUACACAUUAAAAUGACAGGAUGGACAUCAAGUAAAACCGUUACAGAUAACUUAGGCUCCUUCAAAUGUUCUGAUUUAAAAGCAUUUCAGGAUAAGAAUUCAGUCAGCCUCCAAUCUCUUUGUAACAUGUUCCAAGCACAAGGAGCUGUAAAGACAAAAGUUUUUUUCCCCAGCUCAGAGCUGGCAAAACGGAGAGAGAGAGCAACAGCUGAUCAUUGGAUCUCAGUGCACAAGAGUCCGUACAUCUGUGUGUAAUCAGUGUACAAAUGUAAUCGGGAAAUGGUCCCAGAAGAGCCUUGUAAAUAAAAAUGUACGAAUGACACCGUCUCCUAGUGGAGAGAGAAGGCCAUCCCACCCGAGAGUACAAGUCACACUCGUGUGUCAUGGUUCUACAGUUUGUGAUGAACCUCGAAGAAGCAUGGUAAACAAAGUCCACUAUCUGAAAACAGGAAUGAGUAGCAUUCAUAUAAAAAGAUCACCAUAAUCUAGCACAGCUCAAUUUAAGUUUUAGUUUCUGCCCCAGUUUAUCAAUAAAAGGUUUAAAAGUGAGGGAGUCAUCAAUUAAAACACCAAGAUAUUUAUAUUCAUGCACCACUUCUAUGAUAUUCUAUUCAAGAGUGGACACUAUUGGGGGAGUCUGGGUUAACUUUUUAUGUUUGGAAAACAGCAUAAGUUUUGUCUUGUCAGCAUUGAGAACCAUCCAUUUUCUACCGCUUGUCCUUUUUGGGGUCACGGGGGGUGCUGGAGCCUAUCUCAGCUGCAUUCGGGCGGAAGGCGGUGUACACCCUGGACAAGUCGCCACCUCAUCACAGGCAUUGAGAACCAGUUUUAAGUAAAUAAGUGAAUUCUGCACAGCAACAGAAGCUUUAUGCAGGGAAUUAACAGCCUGUUCAAGAGACGAUCCAAAGCAAAAAACAAUUGUAUCAUCAGCAUAUAAAUUUCGCAAAUUCUCAGCAUCAGAGAAAUGUUGUUCGAGAUCAUUGAUGUACAAGACAAUUAAGAGGGGCCCCAAAACAGAUUUUUGAGGCACUCCUUUAUGAACAGUGACAAAUUCAGAGCAAAGGCCCUCGUAUUUAAUACACUGGGUCCUGUUUUCUAAAUAAUUUGAAAACCAAGCGACCGUAUGUUCUGACAGUCCAAUGAGAAACAGCCUGUGUUUUAAAAUAGUGUGGUCUACUGUGUCAAACGCUUUGGAGAGAUCAAUAAAAAGUGAAGCACAUUACUGUUUUUAUCAAUGAUGUCAUUUACCACCUUCAUUUAGGCAGUGAUAGUGAUGUGCUUUUUUCUGAAGCCUGAUUGAAAUUUAGAAAUAAUUGUAUUUGAAUAGAGGAACUCUUUCAACUGAUCACAAACAAGAGAUUUCUGAAUGUUUGAUAAGACACAUACAUUUGAUAUUGGCCUAUAAUUACAAAGAACUGCUGCAUCUCCUCCCUUUAAUAAAGGGAGGACAAAACCAGAUUUCCAAACUGAUGGAAUGUCUUUGUUUUUAAUUGACGGAUUAAAAAUAAUUGAAAUUGGCAUCUGCUAUAAAAUCAACUGCCAGCUUUAAAAAAAAUAAAGCUUGAUCAAGUCAGGUCAAACUUUCUUUCUGUGGUCUAAUGUUUUUAGAGCUUUAUGCACUUUAAGACAAGUAAACGAAGCAAAAUUAAAACGAUCUCCAGAAAACGUGGGACAUUCUACAAGGAGUCCCUAUAGUUGUCCCUAUUGAGUCAAAUAGAGAUCCCGACAAUAAAAAAUAUUUGUUAAAACAAUUCAAGACUUCAGUUCGAUCAUAAACUGGCACUGAUUCUUUGAGUACAAAUGUGGGAAGAGUAGCUGUGUUUUUAGUCACACAGAGAUUUGUUCACUUUCCAAAAUUUCUGUGGGUUGUUGAGGUUCUCAGUGGUGACGGACCAAAAAUAUCCCAAUUUGGACUUUUUGAUAAGCAAAGUGCAUUGAUUCCGGAGCUGUCUAAAAAAGGACCAAUCAAUGGCAGAAUUUCUUUGUCUUGCCUUUCCAUAUAGUUGCACAAAAGAGUGAACAACAAGCUCAAAAUAAAAGUUACUGAAAUCAUUAUUGAAAUCUUCAAUGCCAGUUGUAGAUUGAUGGAAAGAUGCAGAGUUGGGUUUAUUUUACACCUCAGUUGUGUUAUUUCAACAUGUGAUGUGAUCUCACUGAUCUUUAGGAAGUGUUUGUGAUCUGUGUGACCUCGCCACAUACUUUUCUUUCCACUUCGUUCCGUUUCCAUUUCCUGGCAUUGUUCCACUAGAUAACUGUUUGUAUCCAUUCAUCAUUCUCAUUCCUUGUGUAAUUCACGAAAAAAUACUAACCAAGUAAACACAUGCAAGUUGUUGAUAACAGUAUUGAUAGUACUAAACACAUUUAGUGUCCAACUGAGUCAAGGUCUCUGUCCUUUGCUGCAGAACCAACAGAGGAUGUCCUGUUAGAUCGGCGUGUGUGUGUGUGUGUGUGUGUGUGUGUGUGUGUGUGUGUGUGUGUGUGUGUGUGUGUGUGUGUGUGUGUGUGUGUGUGUGUGUGUGUGUAAUGGGAGGGUAGGCUGCUUGAUAGCUCAGUUAUCUGCUAACAUUGGAGCAGAGAGGGGUCACCUUGUGUCUGUCUGCAGUCUGAACACACAACUCUUGGUUUUGAAGACCACAAGACAAGAAGGCAUCAGGGGGGAUUUAUUUGUGCUCUUCAUAAAUCGUCCUAAUAAGCUUCUCCUUGUAGACGAUGGGCGACGACGAAUACAAUCAUUCGCUGUUUGUGAACGGCACACCGUGGUUCAUCCACGAGUGCACCCUGGAGCUGGACGCAGAGUACCGUCGCAUCUGCCUCUUCCUGCUCUACCUCUUCAUCUUCGUGGUGGGCCUGCUGGAGAACACAUUGGUGGUCUGGGUCAACUGGCGACGACGCCACUCCGCCAACGGCGUCCUCUUUUGCAUCCUCAACGUGAGCCUGUCGGACUUGAUGGUGAUCGCGGUCCUGCCUUUCUUUAUGAUGGAGGUGACCGUCAACAGGGUUUGGCUGUGGGGACGCUUGCUCUGCAAGCUCACCAAUCUCAUCUACGAGAUCAAUUUCUACAGCAGCUCCUUUUUUCUGGCCCUCAUGACUUUGGAGCGAUACUUGUCUCUAACCAGGCCUUCCUUUCCGGCGUUGUUCCCAGUGGUGGGCCGGCGCCGGUGGGCUGUCUGCGGUGGCGUGUGGCUACUCUCCCUAUUCCUGGCAGUGCUGGAAAACAUCCAUGUGGAUCUUCUGGAGUGGGACGAGCCAGGCUGCUACAUGCUGCCUCAAAACAACUACACCGAGUGGUAUGUGUCUGUGACCUUCCUGUGUCUAAUCUUCCAGUUCCUGGGCCCUGCCUCUGUUAUCAUCACCUGCAACGUGCUGAUCGCUCGGGCCAUUCAAACGGCACCGGACGUGCAGGGUCGGCGGGAGGUGUGGCUGGUGCAUGUCUACUCUCUGGUGUUUGUGGUGUGCUGGCUGCCAUACCACCUGGUCAUGUCGCUUAUGAUCAUAGACGACCUGCACCCCAUCCUCUUCAGCUGCAACGUGGUGGAGGUCAUCUACUUUUCCUUCAGUGUGGUGCAAACCCUCUCGCUCUUUCACUGCGUGGCCAAUCCUAUCCUCUACAACUUCCUCAGCAAGAGUUUCCGUGACAACCUCAUCAACACUGUGGUCAGCCACAUACCCAGAGAGAGCGCCACAGACAAGGGGGGCGCACAGCCCAACGCUGCAAAUGGAGGGGGGGGCGAUAAAGGGAAGCAGUGCAAGCUGAGUAACGCCAGCACCAGCCAGUCUGAUGUGGGAUCAUGAUCCCCACCCCAAAAAAAGAGCAUUUCAGAAGAAAAUUGCAUCAAAGGUGGCGACUGAAAUCUCUACUGACUGUUGAAAGAAGUUUACUUUCAAAUUGAUUUAUUUCCUUCUGCAUGGCUCAAGGUUCAAUUUUUGUGAAUCAAUUUAGUUAUUGAAUUAAGAGGUGACUUGUGAUAUGUUUGUGGUGACUUCAAUUGUCAACAACAUUCGAACAUGUUCUGCAAAAUUGUUCACACAAUUUGUUUGUUGGUCUAGUGGAGGCGCAUCCUAGUGGCUGAUUAAAAUAAUGCACUUCCGGUUUUAAAGUAUGGGCAAAAAUAUCCGGUUUGUUAUACCGUGAUACCAAUUUUAAGUGUGGGCAUUUUUUUUUUUUAGCAAAUUAGUGACAGCCGUGAUAAUUUUGCCCACAAUGUGUAAAAAUGUCCUACUUUUCAUUGUUUCUGUUUGACCCGUCCAGUGUUACUAUAUGGCAAAUGAUCGUAUUUUAAGGAAAAAAUAUUGAAUAAAACCAAACUGAUGUUACUUAGGACCAUCAGCUACAAUAAGAAAUUACUACAAAUCGUAUAUGAUGUGGCGUGAUUUACCUUUAAUAAACUAUAACAGCACUGUUGGAAAGUACACGUACUUGGCUUUAAAGAGUCACGUGAUGCAAUUAACACCAGGCACAGUGCAUGAUAUCUGUUUUCUAAUAACCAUGUUCCAAGAAGUGAAAUUAUCGUACAUGAUUGCCAUUUUUACAAAUACGUUAAUUAGAUUACGUCUGGCAACGCUGUCCUCCUCUCUAGCCCCGCCCUCUCUUCCAAAUAUGGUCAUCAAGGAUACUCACGAAGCGAUUUAAAACCCAUAUAUAUAUAUUUUUUUAUAUAUAAGAGUACCUAAUAUUGCUAAACAGAUGAAUGCAGGAAAUCUAUAUCCAACUCUAUAAAUAUGAAUUUAUUGCAAAAUUACCAAAACCUUAACAGUACUGUAAACAAACUGCUCCGAUUGACUAAAAAGUACAUCUUCUAUCUAACCAGAUAAACGUUCCGCAGUCACGUGACUCAUUUCUUGCCGAAUAUAUCCUCCUCUUUAAGACUGAUGCUUUGUAUAAUGUAAAAAUAAAACUCCAGAUGUUGGAAAACUUGA
Molecule: messenger RNA, 6352 nt
Organism: Nerophis lumbriciformis (worm pipefish)
Lineage: Eukaryota; Metazoa; Chordata; Actinopteri; Syngnathiformes; Syngnathidae
Gene: ackr5
Product: G protein-coupled receptor 182
Biological process (GO): G protein-coupled receptor signaling pathway
Cellular component (GO): membrane
Molecular function (GO): G protein-coupled receptor activity
Source: RefSeq, a predicted model, not a curated record